UAUCAUGGCAAUAAAUGUGUAGACGGCAUCAGCCUUGCCAGUCACAUUUUUUCUGCUAUGUGGUUUAAUACAGAGUAAGAAUGGUACUGUACUACUGUUGCGAUAGGACAUGUCAAUUCAUACACACUCUUUCUCUGUCCCUCUCUCUGCUACUUUUAAAGAAUCAUGUAUUAAUGCUAACAAAUUCCUGGCCUUUUGUUGAUCACCGAGGAAAAUCAAGUCUAGAGAAAUUGAGAGGGGGUGGGAAUGGGUAGAAAAUCUUGCUGUGACAAGAAAGGGCUGAAGAAAGGACCCUGGACUCCCGAGGAAGAUGAAAAGCUCAUUGAGUUCAUCAAGAAGAACGGUCAAGGAAGCUGGCGUUCUUUUCCCAAGCUUGCAGGGCUUCUUCGCUGUGGGAAGAGUUGUCGCCUGCGGUGGACAAACUACCUAAGGCCAGAUAUCAAAAGAGGCCCUUUUACCCCGGAGGAAGAGAAGCUUGUCAUUCAAUUACACGGCAUUCUUGGAAACAGAUGGGCUGCCAUUGCCUCCCAGUUACCUGGAAGAACAGACAAUGAAAUCAAGAACUUAUGGAAUACACAUCUGAAGAAGCGCCUGCUUUCAAUGGGCAUUGACCCUCAGACUCACGAACCCUCAACGGAAUUUAAUGGGCUGCCGAGGCUACAUACGACCCCCUCC
Molecule: messenger RNA, 675 nt
Organism: Cuscuta europaea
Lineage: Eukaryota; Viridiplantae; Streptophyta; Magnoliopsida; Solanales; Convolvulaceae
Source: the annotation of a GenBank genome assembly